Molecule: messenger RNA, 246 nt
Organism: Clunio marinus
Lineage: Eukaryota; Metazoa; Arthropoda; Insecta; Diptera; Chironomidae
Source: the annotation of a GenBank genome assembly
AUGCAAGCAGACGACCUUCAAAAAGAUUUCAUAGGCAAAAUAGAAGCGAAGAGCUGGCGAACUGCUGUAAUCAAAGUCAAAAAUCAGCUGUCAUUGGUUCGAAAUUGGAUAAAAAAUAAACAAAUUGUAUCUGAAAGAAAUGUGCAUGAUGUUGAGAUUGCACUUCAGGAACAUUAUAUUGUAAAUAUUUUCAACGUUAAUCAAACAGUGGCUGUUUCUCAUGCCCUAACCAUGACUUUUCACUGA